AUGAGCGAAGAGGGUGCCAAACAUCGCGAUGAAUACCGAUAUAGGUGUGCACCUUGCAACAUUGACUUUUGUGUCGGUUGCAACAUUACACCCUACCACUACAACUUCAACUGCGCCGACUACAAGCAGUAUCUAGAGGCCAAGAAGUGUCGAUUCUGCAAGGAGUCACUGCAUGGAGUCACCCUGAAUAGUGACGUUGCCCCAGGCCACGUCAACGUGUGCCAGUCUCCAGAGUGUCAAGAAAAGAUGAGUCUCAGCUGUGGCAAGGUGUUGCCAUGUGGUCACAACUGUCUGGGUGUCCACGGAGAGAGGACUUGUCCACCAUGCUUCAAACAGAAGUGUCAUCCCAAGAAGAUCAAAGUGCCAAGCUCAAACGACUACUGCAACAUAUGUUAUGUCGAGGAUCUCUCAUGUGCACCAUGUUUGUUGCUCGAGUGUGGCCAUGCCUUCCACUCACAGUGCAUCAAGAGCCGUCUACAACCCAAGCAGAGCGGUCCUCGUCUGAGUUUCAAGCAUCUCGACUGUCCCCUCUGCAACAGACAGAUGAAGCACGUUCAGUUGAAGGAGUUGACGGCCGAGUCGAUAAGGCUGCGCGACAUUGUCCAGGCCAAGGCAUCACAGCGACUGAUCUUUGAAGGACUGAACAAGACCAAAGAGUUGGAGUGCAAGAGUUCCAAAUGGUAUAGGAACCCCGAGGGCUACGCCAUGCAUCACUACUCCUACUACAUGUGCUUCAAGUGUCGCAAUCCAUACUUUGCCGGACAGGUUCGAUGUGAGCAGGAUCAAGCCUACGAUGACUUCAACCCAGAAGAGUUAAUAUGUGGCUCAUGCAAGGGAGAGAACUUCCAGCAAUGCAAUAUCCAUGGAUGGGAUUUCAUGGAGUUUAAGUGUCACUUUUGUUGUUCCAUCGCUCAAUGGUAUUGCUGGGGCAAGGUACACUUCUGCGAUGACUGUCAUACCAAACAACAAAAGGGUGACUACCUUACAAAGAAGCCAAAGAAUAUGAUACCAGAGUGCCCUGGAAUAGAGAAAUGUCCAUUGAAGAUAGCACAUCCACAUUGUGAGGAGUUCAUUCUUGGUUGUACCAUCUGCAAGAACAUCAAGGACUUCUAG
Acytostelium subglobosum LB1 is the source of this 1113-nucleotide messenger RNA. RefSeq lists its product as hypothetical. The transcript has 3 exons. The record is from RefSeq and is a predicted model, not a curated record. The coding region runs from base 1 to 1113 and encodes 370 amino acids. Lineage: Eukaryota; Evosea; Eumycetozoa; Acytosteliales; Acytosteliaceae. Gene Ontology annotation, cellular component: nucleus.